Messenger RNA from Puntigrus tetrazona (Sumatra barb), 2404 nucleotides. RefSeq names its product proline rich 5b (renal) (gene prr5b). Gene Ontology annotation, biological process: TORC2 signaling. NCBI's taxonomy places the organism in Eukaryota, Metazoa, Chordata, Actinopteri, Cypriniformes, Cyprinidae. The record is from RefSeq and is a predicted model, not a curated record. The transcript is spliced from 8 exons. The coding region runs from base 58 to 1011 and encodes 317 amino acids. Gene Ontology annotation, cellular component: TORC2 complex.
GGCAGACAGGAAGUACUAGUGCUGCUCUUGUGUUAGUAAAGUCGAGCUGAACUAGUCAUGGACUGGGAUUAUUAUGCACCCUUACUAGAGCUGAAGUUGAUGAGUUCUCCCAGUCUCAGUGAUUUGGGUCGAUCCGAGAGAUCAGCGCUGGACGACAGAAACAACCAGCAGCACCGAGCAGGAACCAAUGCCACCUGGAACAGCAUCCAUAAUGCCGUGGUCGCUGUGUUCCAGCGGAGGGAUCUGGGAGAGAAUGAGCUCUAUGUGCUGAAUGAAGGCGUGAGGCAGCUCCUGAAGACUGAGUUGGGCUCUUUCUUCACAGAAUAUCUGCAGAAUCAGCUGCUAACGAAGGGAAUGGUGAUUCUGAGAGACAAGAUUCGCUUUUAUGAAGGUCAGAAGCUGCUGGAUUCUGUGGCAGAAACGUGGGACUUCUUCUUCUGUGAUGUUCUGUCCACGCUGCAGGCCAUCUUCUACCCUGUUCAGGGUAAGGAGCCGUCCGUCCGUCAGCUGGCUCUGCUGCACUUCAGGAACAUCAUCACUCUCAACAUAAAGCUGGAUGAUGCUCUGACUCGACCACGGGCUCGUGUACCACCCUCCAUCAUUCAGAUGCUGCUCGUCCUGCAGUCGGUGCAGAUGUCUCUGGCGCAGCGGGUCCUCCUCACCUGGAUCUUCUCGCUCCUCUUCCUCGUGCUGCUGGUUCUGAAGCUGGACGGGAAGGUCCGCUGGAGCUGGUUCCUGGUCUUCCUGCCCGUCUGGGUGUUUGAUGGCGCUCUGCUGCUGAUGCUGGUCGUGAGGAUGGCGGGCCGCUGUCGGACCGGGCUGGACCUGCGGCUCAAGCUCUGGUAUCUGCUGGCUCUGAUGAUGAAGGUGGGCUUCUGUGUGACGCUGUGUGCCCGGCUGGAGCAGCUGACCCACCUGAGACUGCUGAUCGUGUGUGUGCCGCUCUGGACACUGCUGACUGGAGCCCUGAUCCAGCUGGGCUUCCACGUCCUGUCCCCGCACACCAUCUGACACACACACACACACACACACACACACACGAUGGUGUUUGUGGUUCACUCUCCAUAGGUGUGAUGUUUUUAUACUGUACAGACUGUAUGUGUUGCUGUCCUUACUACUGACAUUAUUUUGAUUUUCCAAAAAAAAACACCAUUUUUUAAAGCCUUUUAAAUAAUGGGGACAGUGUCAGCGUCCUCAUAAACCACCUUCAGACUGUAACACAUCCGUCAUACACAUGUCAUUAAAUCAAUCAAUAAAUCACUUUUAUUUAUACAAAGCACUGGACAGUAUCAAAUAGGAGAAGAGAGUAAUGUAUAACAACUAGAUUAAACACUUAAUUAUUUUUUAUGAAACUCACCUGUGUCCCCAUAAACCACAAAAACCAGCACGCGCUGAACACACACCGACACAGGUGGCCAAAAUGAUUAGAACGCUAGUGUUUUCAGUAGCUAGGAAAGAGUUUCAGGUGCGUAUCUUUCUCGAAGCGCCUCCGUUCUUCUGGGUUUGUUCUGCUUCUUCAUGUCGUACCUGACCUCUGUGGAGCAAACACUAAUCUCACUGGAAAUCAGUGCUUUGUUUGGAAUUAUGAACUGAUAUUUCUACUGACACACUACAGCAGAAGAUAGAAAUAACUGAAAAAUAAUCGUCUUGUAACUGCUGAGAGCUCUAGUGAUGGGAUAGUUCUGGUCAGUGCUGUUUGGAGACUCUUCAGAGUUUCUACAGAGAGCAAGUCUUGUAAAUAUAUGUCUAUGUGCUGAUGUCAUAACGGAGAGUUUUCUUACUGCCAGCAGAUGUUUUUUUCUGUUGGACUGAUGAAGGGAAACACAGUGAAGCUUAGAAUAAAGUCACAGGAGUCUGACGGCGCAGCUUCCAGGGAACAGAAAUAAAGACAAACCACAACGUGAAGGAAGUAUGAAGCUCAAAACAUCUUCGGUCUUGACACGGCUGUGACCCGAUCUUUCACAUGACCUGAUGAUAUUAAUGAAUGGUCACAGAUUAUGGUGAUUUUUAUUUAGUUAUUAGUAAAGGCUGCGGGACUGCCGUAGCGUCCUCUGAGAACCACAUCAUCUGAAGCGGUGCAAUAAAACUAACACUGAAAACCAUGUCAGAUCACUCUGAAGUGCUCAGGAGUCCACCGGGAGACUUUCAGGCAGUGAGAUGGACUGAAAUAUAAAGUGCAAGUAGACACUUAUUGGCUAUAAAUCUGCACAAAUCUGAGCGUUCAUAAAGAUCCGGAUACAGAAGGAUGAAUGGAUUUAGAUGACGUCUGGCAGCUUGGUGUUUCUUCACAGCGAAGCUAAAUAAAGUUUGGUUUGUCUUGUAACAAAUGAUUCUUAAUCUACAGAUAUUGUAUGUGUUCCAUAACCAUUUCUUUACAAUACAUAACUGAUGGAAAUGAAACAAA